ACGUUAAAUUUUGUCGAUCAAAUUUUAGUUUCGUUUUUAGUUUCGUACUUUUUAACUUACAAAGUUCCCGUCCCCAAUUUUGUUGACGUAUACUGAACUUUGUUAAGUCUUUACCCUUUAUGUUAAGCAGGGUAACUUUAACAUAUUUGAAUGUCUUUAAGACAGCAUAAACCAAAGAUAACGAUAAAUUACGAUAGAAAAAUUCGAGAUUCUACAUCAACGACAACUACUACUGCCAUUCAAUCGAUUCCAUUUAACGAUGAAGGAUAUAAUAAACAUCACCUUGUAAACCCUUCACAAAAGGUUGAUACUACAAGUAAUUGGAUGAAAUCUGCAGAUGGUUUGGAUCUAGAUAACAUUACAUCAAGUAGAUUGCGUAAUAGAAAAUCUUCUGUGAAAGGUUCGAUGUCUGAAGGAAGUAGUAGUGGAAGAACUUCAUUACUUGGUAAAAGACCCCCUCCUAAAUCAUCAUCUUCAACUGAGGAUAUAGCAGAAUCAUGUUCGCGACUUAGUGUUAAUGAUGAGUCUGAUCUUCCGCCUCCUUCGAAGAGACGUGAUGUUGGAGUUAAAGGAAAAGUUUCCGUUAUUAAGAAUCAAACGAAUAAUUUAGAUGUUUUUGACUUUCCUGAUGAUGAUGAUAGUAAGCCUAUACGACGCUUUAGCAAUAAAACGUACACAAAAACUCAUGAUAAAUUUAUACGUGGACUUAAUAAUAAGACGUCAUCGAAAAAUAAAGAUGACAAAUCAACUCAAGGUUUCCUCAAAAAAUCAGUCCAAACCGAUAAAUCGUUUUUGGAAUUCAAUACUAAAAAUUUUGAUGGUGUGAAAGGAAUGAUGAAAUUACCUGAUAAUAAUUUAGGUGGUGACUUUAAGAUGACUCAUGGAAUAAAAAAACAUGAAAAUCAUAGUAAUAUAAUUGUAACAAAUAAAAUUUCUGAAAAGAAGAUUGGUAACAAUAACAUCAAAGUGACUCACGGAAUUGAUAAGAUAUCUCAAAAUAAUUUAGGUGGUGAUAGUGAAACAAAUAUGGUUUCAUACAAUAAUUUAAAUAAUAAU
Messenger RNA from Rhizophagus irregularis DAOM 181602=DAOM 197198, 1056 nucleotides. The record is from RefSeq and is a predicted model, not a curated record. NCBI's taxonomy places the organism in Eukaryota, Fungi, Glomeromycota, Glomeromycetes, Glomerales, Glomeraceae.